UAUAUGACACCAAAGAUCUCGGAUUCAUAUACGAUGACAAUCGAUUCACGCGCACGGAAGCCACUACAUGCUUUAAUGUAUAUUCACAAUUACACAUUUCUUUAUGUUUCAGUAUUUCUUCAAGUCUUCAACGCUAGUAUAUACAGUCCAAUGCAUACAGUAUUAUUUUGAUAAAUUAUACCCGUGAGCGUUUGACCCCGCCAUGAUACACCCUGGAUACGGUCACUGCCGGAAAUACUCCAGUAGUCCGCCACGAGCCUAUUGACUGUCUUGCGUGCAUACGAUCUGCACACGGCGUUACCCUAGAUGUUUUAUGGAUAAGUUUAUUUUACGGCCGUGAAAACACCGCAAAUGCUCACGCGGGUUCAUCCAAUAAUAUUCCCUGCAAGUAUACUGGCACCGGGGCUGCUGUAUCUUUUACACCGGAUAAACAUCAUGAAGUUUCUGGGAAGCACUAAAUCUACGCGUAACAGUAAAACUGCAUGUAUUACAGUACCGGUCGGCGUUGUGUAUACACCGUACUGCAUACACCGAGAGUGUUCUCUGUAAGCGGCGACGUUUUCCGCCGGUGCGGCUUGUUACCGUGCGAUUAACACGUACAGUAACAUCCUUAAUCAUCCAGCAGCACGGAGAUCCACAACCGUCAGCCACGAUCACACAACAUGCAGCGCCAGCGCCGUCCGCGUCUGAUCGCGGCCGGCACGAAGUAUAAACACGCAAGCCGUGUCGAUUUAGCUCUUCCUCCUCCCAAUCAAACUUCCGGCCAUAUGUGAACUUCUGUAUAUGCAUAUAUAUAUCUCGUGUGCCUAAGCGGCACAUGCAAGCGCUUUUUCUGUACGCAUUGCCCCAUCCAUCGGGCAUGCCCAGUACGUCAGCGCUGUACGCCGGCGAGAGGCUGGAGUGGACUGAGAAAGGGAAGAGAUGCUCAUACUGCCGUGUACGACGGUCGAUACGCGCUGCAGGCAAUGCAGCUGGCGUUGUGUGGCACUGGCUACGGAUUUCUCAUGCUUAACCCAAAACGACACAUACACACCAGCAGCGCACCAUUUUAUCGUUUUGCUCUCCUAUGUGUUUUUUUUAUCACGAACCACCGCUAUGCAUCGUUUGGCACUAUCCGAUUCCACAAUUAACCAUGUCAUGCGCGCGCUACCUUCGCGAUCGUGUUCGUAAUCGUUAUACGUAGUUCUGACCAAGAAUAGUCUUUUCUCGGCCAUUUUUUAAAUCGGAAGUCUUCAGAGAAAUGUUUAACCAUUGAAAAUUUCAAGCUCGCUUUUCUUCUUUGCUGUGGCGAUUUAUAAUUGUGAUUGACAUGUUAGAAUCCCGGAGAAUAUUGCCAUGAUGUUAAUGACAUGAUGAACUGCCGUCGGCGCCACUUAUUUUUAUAACAGCUUAACAACAGCCUAUUCUGGAAUUCAUAAAAAUGCAUGAAAAGGAACGCGAUAUGUAGCCUUUUUUGUGUGUCUAGAAAUUUUUCAUAAAGAAACUGAGCUUUUCCUUUGUUGCCUCUUCCGGAUAAUCGUCGUCAGUAACAAUACAUACGCACGUUGUACUCAUCUUUGGGCCACUACAUAUGCCAUUAGCAUCUCCGAUUGGCUAAUUUUACUGAAUGGAAUGCCUGGCGCGGGCGUCGAUGAUGGGCCAACAUCGGCACCAACAGCACCGUCAGCCACCACCCCGCCGGGCGGGUCCGUUAACAACGGUCAAGCCAGCCGCGGUCCACAGCCGGUGAUCACCGCGGGGCGUGCCCCGGGUCCCCUGUACACGGCCCCGCCCAAGACCUACAUCUACACCGGCCAUUCCCACGGUAAUCACCAUCACCCUACCCACAUCCCGCUGCAUCCCCAUGGCCAGAACAGUGCCGGACAUCAUCCGCAUCAUCAUCUGCCCGGCCAGGGUAGUCAUGGGCAUGAUCUGUCUUUCGAACGCAAGUGCCUCUUGGCGGCCACAUCGGCCACGGUAAUUGGACUAAUCCUCAUGAUUGUGGCGGUGACGACCGACUAUUGGCUGAUUGUGACGAAUCCUGGCGGAGCCUAUCUGUCGCACGAUAAGCUCUUUCGAAUGUCCAGUCAUUCCGGUAUUUGGAGAAUAUGCAAUAUCGACUUUCGUAAUGAAACGUAUCCCUAUCGUAUUGACACCCAGUGCAAGCGGCAUAUGCUUUUUCCAUCCGAAUUGGAAGCAAUGCAGAACCAACAUGAAUUUGACACAAACAGUUUAGAUUACACGCGCAGUGAAGUGGCCUUCUCCACAAUCGCACUGAUAUUAAUGAUCUUCGGUCAGGGAUUUGCUUUCUACAGUUUCAAAGAGCGGCGUUACAUGUUUAAACGCUUAACCGGCUUCCUGCAUAUCCUGUCCGCUGUGUGUUGUCUGAUUUGCAUUGAAGUCCUUGUGAGUUCCGUAACGUACGAGAAGCAGCAUCUUCCAACCAGACAUCCGGCAACCGCUGUAUCGCACUUUGGUUUCUCCUUCGUGUUGGCCUGUGUCGCGUGUGCGGCAUAUUUUGCUGCCGGCAUUAUUUUUCUGGUGUUUUCCCGUAAAAAGAAAGCCGAUAAGAGUGUGACGGAAAUGAAGACAUUAGCCGAUGAUGAACUGGACCAGAUUGAUGCGGAUGCCCCGAUGACAUUAGGACGAUGAUGGAAUUAUGCUACCGGUGAAAAUCUAUAAACGACAGCGCGUAUAACCGGGCACAGACAACACAGAGCUCAGCCGACAACCGGAAAUCAGUCGGCUAACCUUUCCUGAAAAUCCUGACCAGUUGGUCGCCAAAGUUCCUCCAUAACGCUAUCUUUCGUGAUAGAGACAACCAAUCGUUUCUUUUUUCGAGCCUUUCCGUACCAAUUUGUCGUAAUAUGAACAAAAUACUCGGUAAUCUGUGCACUUUAUAGGGUUGACUGAUUAUUACUUUUUGUUCUGUAUACAUUUAUUAUGAUAUAUAUGUAGCAGAUUUUCCUAGUAGUGACGGUUAUUUUUGGUCCUAUGAGAAACUAUGGUUAAUUUUAUUACUUCACAAUGAUGAUUCAUCUACUGAAAUGCUUCCUUAAUUAGCGUACACUUAAUAAAGUUACUGUAUAGUG
Messenger RNA from Paramacrobiotus metropolitanus, 3071 nucleotides. RefSeq names its product transmembrane protein 114-like. The coding region runs from base 1612 to 2631 and encodes 339 amino acids. Lineage: Eukaryota; Metazoa; Tardigrada; Eutardigrada; Parachela; Macrobiotidae. The record is from RefSeq and is a predicted model, not a curated record. The transcript is spliced from 7 exons. Gene Ontology annotation, cellular component: plasma membrane.